AUGGCUACCGCCUCUCCACCCUCUUCCCCCGUAUCAUCGGGCGGAAUUCCUAAACCACUCUUGAUGGGACAUAAAUUCAAAGCUCAACUCGCUCCUCUCGAGAGUAGUGAUGAUGAAGCAUCUCCUUCCAAAAAGUCCACGAACGAUAAACCUACAAAUCAUCUCGAUCUAUCACAACAGUCUACACAAAAUGACGACGCGUUAGAAGAUUCAGAGGAGGAUAUUAUCAUACCCAGAGGCAAGCUUGCAGCUCGAAUGCAGGGAGCCACUCGAACAGCGAAGGAUGGAGACGCUUCAAAUCAGAACGAAACCGCCUGGGACCGGUCAAGAAAGAGUCUACUCGAGCAAGAACACAAAGAAAACAAUGUCGAUAUGACAGACGCUCAAUCGGAAGACGACGGCACUCCCGUUGUAGGCCGAAUAUUAGUUCGCAAGGCGCCUUCGUCACCAAUUGUUAGGAACACCUCUCGAGGUGUCAGUCCAUCACCCCUUGUAUCACCAUCCGAAUCCAUGCAUAACCACUCGGAUUUUGAAGAUGAUAUGCCUGUCGCCAAGUCUGACCGCUUCAAGGCAAUGACUGAUCGCUACAUAAAAAAGCGUCAAGCGGAAGAUGCUGCCAAAGAAGCCAAAUAUGCUGAAAAACGUGCUCAGCAAGAGGAGCUCACUCAAGAGCUCGAGGAGAUGGUCUCAGAUGACGGUUCGGGCAUUACCGAUGACGAAGGUGGCCGACGACUUACACAGACGGAUCAACCUAGUGCUCGGAAAGCAAGCAAGAAAGCCAUCGAGGAGAUGAACAGAGAAACCCAAAGAAUGUCGAGAAACAUGCAUCUGGCACAUGCGGCCAAGACACGAAAGAAGAUCAGCAAGAACAGCCUCUUUGAGCGUUUCAACUUCCGACCAGCGGGCGAACCGCAACUCAAGGUUGCUAGUUCGAGUAGGGGACCGACGCCUUACAGUGAUGUCGAGAUGCAGGACGCCGAUACACCCCCUAGUUCUCCGCCAGGAUCUAAAGAAGUCCCCGAGACCACCGAGGUCCCGGCAGCCAUUGCUGAGAACGACGAUUUUGAUUUACCAACAAUAGAUACUCUAGCUGAGACUACCAAGCUGAUUAUAGACAAGGGCAAAGGAAAGGCGGUUGAUACACCAAAACAACAGGAACAACCAGCUCAAAAGCCUAAACGCCAAUUCCGUGUCGUUCUUCCACCCGUCCGAGCCAAUGCCACUAUGUCGGAUUCAGAUGACGAGUUGGAAAUUACGACGACGAGCAAAGACAAAGUUCGAGCUGUGUUUGACAUGGCUCCAACCAAGAAAGCUCAGGAGCACAGCUCUGUCCAGGCGCUGCGCGCCCUUGCACAGGUCAAGUCUCCUGGAAAGGAAACAAGACGAAAGAACGAAAACCACGGCAUGACAGCAGGCGAGCUUCAAACAUAUCUUCAGCAGAAAGCAAGACAACAAGCGAAGGUAGAGCGUGAUCGCAGACUUGAACUGCUCAAGGCUCAAGGUCAUGUCAUCCAGACUGCGGAAGAUCGCGAGCGCGAAAUGGAGGAGGCCGAUAACAUGUUCGCCAGAGCAAAGGAAGAGGCACAUAAGCUUAUGCAGCAAGAACAUGCGGCCGACAAGAAGGAAAAGAAGGCCAAUGGCGAAGUUGAUCCCCUGGCUUGGGAUGACAGUGAUGACGAAGAGUAUCAGGCAUCCGGUGACGAAGCUGAUGGAGAGAUAUCAGCUGUUGAGCUUUCCGGAUCUGAAGACGAGGAUGUAGAGGGCGACGAGGAGGAAGACGAGGACAACCCGAUGAUCGAGGGCGAGGCCGAGGAUGGAGAGUCCGAGGUCUCUGCGGAUGAAGAUGGUGACUCAACUCCUGUGGCCAGCCAAGAUGUUAACGACGACGCUGAAGAGAUACCGGUCAUGAGGAGACGGCGGACACGAAAACCCGUUGUUCUUUCCGAUGACGAAGAGGACGACGCGGUCAAAAUGACACCUAAACCCAAAACCACCACUGUACAUACAUCACCUAUGGUGUCCAACACCCAAUCUCCGAUCGCACCCAGAUCAGUACUACGCUCAGCUAAGAAGAACUUCAUCCCUGGUCUACCUGUGCAAGGGGCGGCCGGACUGGGGUUGACCCAGAUCUUCGCUGGCACCAUGGAUGAUAGCCAGAUGGAUUCUGCCAACGGCCCAACUCAGUCCAUGAUGCCCGAUUUCGACCAUUUCCCCGACUCCAACUUCUCUGCAACCAUGGAUGAGCCUCUAGAGGAUAUGAUUCUGGACAGCCAGAAUGAUGACACCCAAAAGACUACUCAGGGUGUGAAACUCGACUUUUCGCAAUCUCAAACCCGUGGUCUUGACAGCCUACUUCGUCAAGAGAGCACUCAACUCUCCGACAUGAUCGAUUUCACCCAGGACGAGGGUCUGCAGACUAAAACACCUCUCAAGGACAGAUUCAUCGAAGCACCGAUUUCCACUAUAGAGACAAUGAUGGCUGAUUCUGAGGACCCAACCCAGGCCUCACCACUAGUUCGUCGUGGGCGUCUUCGUCGUAAGAUGGAGACGUCUCAGCGGAUUGAAGAGACCCCAGAGCCAUCAUCCUCAGACAAACCUGACACAGCCUUCCACGCGUUGCAAGAAGGCGCAAAGAAGGAGAAGAAGAAACGACUCCAGGCUGAGUUUGACUACAAGAACAGUAAGGCCAAGGAGAUGGUUCAGGAACAGGCUGAGGAAUCAGAGGACGAGUACGCUGGUCUCGGAGGUUUGGAUGGCGAGGACAGCGACAAUGAGUCUGCCGCAUCACUGAAAGAUAUCAUCGACGAUGAUGCCGGCAACGAUGUUGACGAAGCUAAGCUCGCUGGGUUCUAUGCUGAUCGAGAACGCGCGGAAGAUGAGAAGCAAAUCGAAAAACUCUUCAAAGACGUCACGAAUGGUAUGCUUCGUCGCAAGCGAGGCGAGGGCUACGACCUCGACGACUCAGAUGAUGAUGGUGAAGCCCGUCGCCGCAUGAAGCGUCGAAACUUCGCCAAGAUGCAUAAAGCCUUGUUCGCUGAUGAACGUGUGAAGAAGAUGGCCGAGAAACCUGGAAAUGAGGCUUUCCUGAAGACGAUCGAGGAUCGUGGCAGCGACGACGAAAUGGAUUUCCUCGAUGCACCUGAAGAGAUCAACGAGUCUUCACAGUCUCAAUCUCAGUCUCAAGGAGAGGAGACCAGCAAGACCCAGACCGUUCCUGACAGCCAACCACAAAAGGUCCUUGGUUCUGCAGAUAACAGGCCACCUGCUCAUCUGCGCAGAACCAAAGAUGGCAAGAAGCCCUCCAACAUUGGUGAGGUCCGGGAGACGUUGUCUGAUCUGCUCGAGGAACCUCAUGGUUCAGUCAUCCCAGCAACCGAAGCUGGAUCAGACAGUGAGGAUGAAGGAGGCGCUCUUUCGCAAGCCCGAGGCGACAAGGAAAACAACGGAUCCAAUGCUCGCCGUGGACGCGUCGCCAUCGUUGACCGUAUCAGCCUCAAGCGCAACAGCUCUUCAAAUGUUAGCACUAGCCGCCUUGCCUUUGCCACAGCAUUUAGCUCUUCAUUCAAGGUGCCCGCGCUGCUACGUCGUGCGACCACCAACUCCUUUGUUUCUGGCACAGCUUCUACCACCACAAGCUCAGCGUCAUCAACACAGGCCAGCGGAUUCGGUGAAGAGGCCAAGAUCAAGAAGGGAGCCAGCAAAAAGAGCGGCGUGCACGCCUUUGCACGGGACAGCGAGAGACGAGCGAAGCUUGAGCAGAACGAGCGAAAGAGAGAGGAAAGGAAGGUUAAGGGAGCUGAGAGGAGAAUUGGAGUUGUGGGUGGUCUGUUGGGCAAGGGAUCGUUUGAGUAA
This is a messenger RNA of Fusarium sp. VM40, 3852 nucleotides long. Lineage: Eukaryota; Fungi; Ascomycota; Sordariomycetes; Hypocreales; Nectriaceae. The record is from the annotation of a GenBank genome assembly.